Molecule: messenger RNA, 2943 nt
Organism: Piliocolobus tephrosceles (Ugandan red Colobus)
Lineage: Eukaryota; Metazoa; Chordata; Mammalia; Primates; Cercopithecidae
Gene: ARLN
Product: allregulin
Exons: 3
Coding region: 1-606 (201 amino acids)
Source: RefSeq, a predicted model, not a curated record
AUGACCAAUCUAACAAAUAGCUCCAUUAAUAGGAGGCCAUUACAGAAUGUAGAGGGAAAUAAUAGGUGCCAAAGUAAGGCAAAAAUCUAUGGAAACAAAUAUUUCAUUCACUGCCUUCAUCUUGAGAAAAUAACCCUCUCCUCAAGAAGAAAACAAGACAUAGAAGGUGGAGACAAGUUAAAUGUGACUUGCCGUGCUUCCUGUCCGCGGUCACGUAGGCAGCGGAAAGCCGUACCAGGCGCCUGCGCGCUGGGAAGGGUAGGCUCAGAGUGCUUUCCGGAACCCGGUGAGUGGUGGACUGCGCAGGCGGCCGGAUUCCACUCAGUUUCCGGUCCGGCGAACACCAAAGUCCAGGAAUCUAAGCAUUUUCAGUUUCUGGGAUUGUUAGGAAGCUGCAGGAGCGAGAUGGAGGUGGACGCACCGGUUGUUGAUGGUCGAGAUGGUCUCCGGGAGCGGCGAGGCUUGAGUGAGGGAGGGGGGCAGAACCUCGAUGUGCGGCCUCGGUCUGGGGCAAACGGGCUUCCCAAACACUCUUACUGGUUGGACCUCUGGCUCUUCAUCCUUUUCGAUGUGGUGGUGUUUCUCUUUGUGUAUUUUUUGCCAUGACUCGUUUGCUGAUAUCUAAAUUAAGAAGUUGGUUCUUGAGUGAAUUCUGAAAAUGGCCACAAACUUCUUGAAUAAAGAAGACAAGACUCUCAACAGAAGAAUUUCACAUCUCCAAGGGACCCUUCCUUUCAUUUUACACUUUGUUACUAAUUUGCAGAACUCUAUUAAAUGGGUAGGAUUUCACCCAUUCCUAGCUAAGUUGUUAAAAUUAAACCAUUUGGUUCUUUAAAAACUUUCCAACAUCUAAUGGCUUUACAGGAGCUGAAUAUAAAAGCAUUUAUACUUAAAGGUCUUGUGUAUUCAUUAAGAAAUAUAGUAAUGUCUUUUAAUGUUUUAAGAGUUGAUGAGGAUUUAAUAUGAUGCAAGUAAUAGGGUGAUUAAUAAGGGAAGGUGUUUAUGAAUUCAAAAGCCAAUUCAAAAGCAGGGAAAGAUUUUGAGAGAGGGAACAAAGUAUUCUUAGAUUGCAUAGAGGCUAAGUUCCAGUUUUAAUUUUUAGGUUUAGUUGGACUCUGUUAUGAAAAGAUAGGUUAUGGGUGGACGACAGGUUAAUACAGGUUUAGAAAAAGCAGGUAAUAUCAAAAUAUUGGAAAGCUAGCAUGCAUGCCCUCUUACCUGGGUAUCUUCCCCCUUUUUUCCUUUUAAACUCUUGAGCCUCCUAGAACGAAGGAUUAUGUGUUUCAAACCUAUUUUUUAUUACUGUUAAUGGCAUUAAGUGUGCUUGUGCCCAAAACAUUUAUUUUUAUAGUAUCUGUAACUUGCUUAAAUACUUCAGCGAAGUCAGCAUAUUUACUCAUUCAACAAAUACUUGAGCCAGGUAUUAUUUUAGACACAGCAGUGAACAGAACAAAAAGGCAUUCUUGCCUUCAUAGAGCUUACAUUCUUACUGUUAUUUAAAUCUAAAUGUUAUAAAACAAGAAUUUACAUUCUAGGGUUGAUCAGCUGGUAUUUAAUCAAAAAGGCCACACUCCCAUAGCAGCUACUCUAAGCUGUAGUAGCUAAUCAAAAAUAAUACUGUUGGUCGGGCACAGUGGCUCAACGCCUAUAAUCCCAGCACUUUGGGAGGCCAAGGGCAGUGGAUCACUUGAGGUCAAGAGUUGUGAGACCAGCCUGGCCAACCUGGUGAAACCCUGUCUCUACUAAAAAAUACAAAAAAAAAUUUAGCCGGGCAUGUUGGCAUGCACCUGUAGUUCCAGCUACUCGGGAGGCUGAGACAUAAGAAUUGCUUGAAUCCAGGAGGUGGAGGUUGCAGUGAGCCAAGAUGGGGCCACUGCACUCCAACCUGGGCAACAGAGACCCUGUCUCAAAAAGAAAAUAUUCCUGUUAGCCCUAAAGGCUUUACAUGAGGAAUGGUAAAAGUGGUCUCUUGUUUAAAUUAGUUGCAUUCAGUAUAUAUAAAUUGUCUUAAAUAUUUUGAGAAUAUUCCCCUCCCUUUUAAACAGGGAAUAAGAUGUGGUAAACUCUGUGUAUCUUCCUACGUUUCAAAAUGGUUCUUAGCGUUAGUCAAGUCUGGAAUAUAAUUCCUGAGUAAAAGUUAGCAAUCAUGCCUUUAAGGUGUUGCUGCAUCAACCUAAAGAGAACCAUCUAUGGAAGGUAUGGUUGAAACAUCUGUGGGAACACAGAACUGGGAUUUCACUGAGUUUACCAAAUCAAUUGUGUGAACUGUUUCUGCACUGCUUGCUAAUGGUUUCAUCUAGUAAGUGUUUACUUAUAUAGCUGAGUUUGGUUUUAUUGUAACAGAUUACCUGGUGGUGAGAUUGUGAGGUGAUUAACAGUUCUCACAGUUUACUGUUAGGUCACACACAGACUUCCGAUCAUAAUCCAUACUGUCUUUUUGAGCCUAAAAUCAGCCUACUACCACAACUACCAGAUAUUCUAGUAUAGUGAAGAUGGAGAGAUCUUGGUGUGAAGGUUAAUUUUAUGUGUCAUCUUGAUUAUGCUAGAAGAUGCCCAGAUUUCUGGGUUUGUCCAUGAGGGUGUUUGCAGAAGAGAUUAGCAUUUGAAUCAGUAGAUCAAAUAAAAAAGAGCCAUCCACUCCACUGUGGGUGGGCAUCAUCCAAUCCUGUGAGGGCCUGGCUGGAAUAAAAAGGCAGAGGAAGGGCAAAUUCUCUCUUCUCUCUGCUUGAAAUGGGACAUCCAUGUUCUAUCCUUGGACAUUGGUUCUCCUGAUUCUCUGGCUUUCAGACAUGGAGCAGGGCCCCUUGGUUCUCAGACCUUUGGACUUGGACUGGAACUACACCAUUGGCUUUCCUGGGCUUACUGUCUGCAGACAGCAGAUGGUGGGACUUCUCAGCCUCCAUAAUCAUGUGAACCAAUCCCUCAUAAUAACUUUAUUUCUAU